CUCCCUUCCUCUCCCUGAGAGAACAGUGAAAAGAAAGAAAAGCUGGAUUUUAUUUUAUUGCUUUUAAGAAAAGAGAGAGAUAUUUAUUUUGAAUCUCUUCUAUAUUUCCUCGUUUUAAGCCAUCUAAUUUGUCUAAAUCAAUUGGGCUUCUUUUUCUUUCACUCUUUUCUUUCUUCAAACCCAUUUUUCUACUUCACUCUGUCCUUUAUUUCAAGAAAAAGAAACAAAAUCAUCUUCUGUUUUCAGCCUCCAGACUUGGUUUAGAUGUGUGGUAGAGUUUUAUGGUAUGGGUUUUGCUUUAAUGGAUCUGGGUAUUGUGUACUUUCUUGUUUUGUUUUUACUGUUUUGAUUGCUUCUUUCUCUAAAUGUAGAGCUGUAAUUCCAGGGUUUAUUGAGUUUGAUUAAAUCCUGUUAUUUCUAGCUCCCAUUUCUGACCCUUUUGAUUUUAAGUUCUAAUCCUUUUGUUUUGUUGUUGAACUGUGAUACCAUCAUUUUUGUUACGAUUUCAGCAUUAAUUACUUUACAAGAAAUCUUUUGAGUUUUAAAGAAUUUUCUUAGUUUUAUUUGUGUUAUCAGAUUGUGGUUUGCUUCUCCUCAAAUUUUAUUUUAACAGUUUUAAGGUUUUUUUAUUUUUAUUUUUUCAUAGUUACAUUUAAGUUUUAGACUAGAUGGUUUUGCGGUGUUAGAUUUUGCGAGAUCAUAGGGUAUUAGUAGGAUUGAUGAGUGUGUGAUCCUUAAACCUUGUCAACCUUCACCUGAGUGCAGGCAUCUUCAUGAGAUGAGCAGCAUGAUGAAUGGGAGCAAGGACAGUAAGAGAUCCAAGGAUUGUCGAGAUUCACCUGCAGCUGAUGAAGCUAAUGGUGGGGAGAUGAUGGGUGGAAUGAUCCCUUUGAAAAAAGGCCCGUGGACCCCUGCAGAAGAUGCUAUUUUGAUAGACUAUGUCAAGAAGCAUGGAGAGGGGAAUUGGAAUGCUGUCCAGAAGCACUCAGGGCUCUUCCGAUGUGGUAAAAGCUGCCGUCUGCGAUGGGCGAAUCACCUACGACCGGAUCUGAAGAAGGGUGCGUUCACUCCAGAGGAAGAAAACCGCAUCAUUGAACUCCAUGCUACAAUGGGAAAUAAAUGGGCUCGAAUGGCAGCAGAGCUGCCUGGACGGACAGAUAAUGAGAUAAAGAACUACUGGAAUACUAGAAUAAAGAGACUGCAACGUACUGGCUUGCCAAUUUAUCCUCCUGAUGUUUGUCUGCAAUUAUUCAAGACGAUUCAAGAUGGUCAAAAUAUGGGCACGUCGCAAACAGGGGACACAUAUGAUCCUGAUCUGAUGCAGACUGACCAUUUUAAGAUUCCAGAAGUGGAAUUCAAAAACCUGGAACUCAGUCGAGAUGUCCUAUCUUAUUCCUCGGGUCUUUUUGAUACUUCAUCAAGCAGCAUGCUGAAACAAGGUGUAGGUUCUUCCUAUGGUAAUGCUGUUGUGUUCCCAACAAUUCAUCCUGCAAAACGCCUUAGAGAGUCACAGACCAUAUUCACUGGUCUUGAUGGUUGUGUUGGCAGGGGAAUGCCAAUGUUUGAUCAAUUGACAGAUUAUCCUUGUGGAAAGAUUAUAGAGCACUCUGGAUUAUCUCCCCCAUAUGAUCCUGAUUUGAGCACCUAUGACCAGCCACCAUGGGAUGUUUUUCCUGGUAGUCAUGCCAUAUUAAAUGACAACACUUCUUCUUCUAACGGGCCCAUAUGUGGGGCCAUGAAGUUAGAGCUCCCUUCACUCCAAUAUUCAGAAUCUCAACAAGAUAGCUGGGGCACACCAACUUCCCCACUGCCUUCGCUUGAGUCUGUUGAUACUUUAAUUCAGUCUCCUCCAACCAAGGAGAUGCGGUCAGAUGGUCAGUCACCACGAAGUAGUGGUCUCUUGGAGGCAGUACUUUAUGAAUCACGAACUCUGAAAAACUCAAAGAAAUGUUCUGGCCACCCAACUUCAGAUGUUUCUGUCGCGUUUGGUGGAGUAAAUGUUUCACCCUUGAAUACCUCUGCAACAGAAUGGGAAGUAUAUGCUGAUCUUAACUCUCCCUCGGGUUAUUCAGCUUCCUCAUUAUUUAGCGAGUGUACUCCUGUGAGUGGAAGCUCCCCAGAUGGACGAGCAUAUAAUGCUGAGCCCGAGCCAGUUGAUCAGGAUUUGAUCCCAUAUGUUGAGGCGAGAAAAGCUUCCGAUCAGACAGACUGCAACAGGCCAGAUGUUUUGCUUGGCUCAGCCUGGUUUGCGCCGAGCAAUAACUGCCACAAGGACCAGUUUUUUCAGACUGAUGAUGUGGUGGCGGUUCUUGGGGGAGAUCAACCAUGAACAGUGAGUACUAGCAAACGUGUUCUAUGAGUUUGUAACUGCGACUGGGAAAUUUGACAUUCCUGCAACCUCCUUUAUAAUCUU
This is a messenger RNA of Populus euphratica (Euphrates poplar), 2413 nucleotides long. Its product is annotated as transcription factor GAMYB-like. NCBI's taxonomy places the organism in Eukaryota, Viridiplantae, Streptophyta, Magnoliopsida, Malpighiales, Salicaceae. The record is from RefSeq and is a predicted model, not a curated record. The transcript has 5 exons. The coding region runs from base 779 to 2329 and encodes 516 amino acids.